AAAAACAGAUUGAUCUGGGACACCCUCUGUAGUCAGUAACAUUAGUAGCACAUCGCUUGCACUUUUCUAUAACCUCGUCUCACCAGGGUGAAACGAGCGAUAUACGGUAAUGAAUAAACGAAAGUGAUACACGCAAAUCGUUACGUCUGGACAGAGGAAACUGCGUGUUAAAUCGGAGCGUGUCGUAAAAGCACUCAAGACGUGCAGUCGCGUGUCCAACGCUCGAAAAUACGUAUUUCGACGUUCACAUUUCGGACUUACGACAACCUGUCUGUUAGUCGUCGUUGGCGUUGCGUCAAUGUAACGGAGCUAUUUUAAUUUCGAAUUUCGGACGACCCUGAUGUACGCUAUCGAGUAUCUGAGACGCACUACGAGCUCGCACUGGUAUUUCUGCGACACAGAUCGGAAUCUACGACACGCUAGCAAUUGAUUGCGAAGAAGGAUCAAAUUGUUUUCUCCUCAAGAUGGGUGAUAUCAAGUACUAUGGAAAAAGAAGAAGUAUCGUAAGGAGAAUCGGUUCCUUUCUACCACUGAAACCACCACCAAAAAUCUAUGUCAGUGUAACACCCUUGCACUCCAUGACAAGCUCAAUGAUAAAUGAGGAUUCUAGUAGCAAUUAUAUGGAUACUAACGGAUACGGUCCUGUAAGACUUUCUGGCAGCAGACCAGAUCUGUUAGAACCAAUUAGUUUUGGAUCUGAAGUGCGAUUACUCGCGCUAGAGCAGGAGUUGCAAGAACUUAGGGAACAAAUCUCCACAAUUGUGAAAAACAACAAAAUGUCCAAACACGCGUCUGUUGUAUCUCUGCCCAACGGAGCAGGUGACGGUGAAUCCUUGCCAAUGUCACCGCCUCUGCCACCCCCACUUCCACCGCCACCUACAACGCCGCAUAUCGCGAGGAGGGCUAGCUUGCAAGAUCAUAAAAUCGAGGAUCGCAAAAAGAUCACGAUGAACGUGCAGAAAUCGACGGGCGAUAUGCUGAGUGAUAUCGACAGCGUAAAAUUGCGGCCAAUCGCGAGAUCUCCAGGUGGACAUCCUAUACGAGUGAAACGCGAGAAUAGCCCGUGCAAUGAUUUGCAGGAGAUACUACGAAGACGUUACGUCGCUAUCGCGAUGCAGUCUCCUGACAGCAGAAAUUCGUCGACGGCCAACCUAGCUAUGGACGAUUCAUUUUGAGCAUCGUACGUGAAAGCGAAUGUUAUUCAAUGUACAUUCACGCGAAAUUUAGGACUUUUGCAUCAAGUAAUAAGAAGUGUCGCGACGUACACAAUACCGUUUACGUUCGUAAUCUCAUUUGCACUUUGCAUUAGCUGAAGCCUACAGUAAGAGUCUUAAGCCAAAGAUCAGUUCACUAUACCGACGUAAUAUAACUCUAGUAGAGUCUUUCUUUUGUAAGGAAGAAGUCAUGAUCAAAGCUUAGUCCUUUUGCUGGUGUGAUUUGAGAAAGGCCAUUUUAAUUUUUUACGACUGAAGCAAAUACUCUAGUUUUGCAGGUAAAGCUAUUGCGAUAUCAGAAUCUCACAGUGGUUUUUCUUGCAAGAUCCAGCCAUACAAUUGUCCGACAUAGAUAAAUAUUAUUUUUACGGCGGCUCGUGACGAGAUGGAUAGAUAGAUAGAUAGGUAGAUAGAUAGAUAGAUAGAUAGAUAGAUAGAUAGAUAGAGUAUACGAUUACUGCUACUGUUUAUAUAUCACUGACGUAAUUGAGAAAUUUUAGUCGAUCUGAUGUAAGAAAAAUAAAUUCUAUUGGUCCAUACCUAUUAGAAUGAGAUCUGUAUUGCAACAAUUUUAUAAGUAAGUUGUAUUCUGUUACGUCUGAAUACGUGGAACCUGCUUCUCUUAAAUUUUAAAAACGUUGACUCGAAGUUUUGUAACUGCGCUGGCGCAGAAUAUACCUCAAUGAACAUAUUGAAUAUCAAGAUCUGCGUGUGUAUGUGAAAGUGUGCAAGAUAUUUCACUACUAAUCUCACUCUUCUAGAGUAUCUCAUUAUAUAUUAGUUCAUUUUUAUAUUGAUAUUCGCUCAAUCUCACGAUAACUUUUAAUACCGUCUAAAUUUUAUGAAAAUCUCAUGUGGAGUAUCAAUGAUACUUUGUCCACUAUCUAAGACUUGAAUCCGGUGAAUUAAUAAUCCCGCAUCCAAGAGAAUAAAAUGAGAAAUGAAGGAUAAUUGCAAUACAGUCAUACGCGGAUCAUUAGAAAUUUAUUUUUCUUACGGUCAUUAUUAUCUGUAACUAUGUAUAGCGGUAAUACGGUUGGACGAAUAUUGAACAUAUUGUCGCACACAAAUUGAUAUAAAACCAUAUACACAACAUGUGAGCGUUUAACUGAUGAAAUAUGCGGCAUAAGUCACCGUAUUUAUGCUGAGUGGUUCAGCGGUUCAGAAACUCUGGUGGAUUUGGUAGUCUUUUUGUAUGCACCUAUGCGCGCCACGGUGCAUCCAACCGUAAUUCGCUAAUAGAAAUUAUUUUCACGAAAAUAAUGUGGUCGUUCGGAUAGCGAACAAGCAUCUAACAAGAGGAUUGAGUUAAUAUACUUUGGAAUGCUUUUUGGACUGGUCCCACUGAUAUUACUUGAAACAAAUUUUGCUCAUUAUGCAAUUUUUGUCUUCUUAUCUGUAUAAAACGGUAUAAAAAGAAUAGCUAUUCACUAAAACGGAUUUACUCAACGCAGGCUGUUGGUUGUAACCGGGCUUUAAAGUACUAAAAUUGCGAUAACUUCUCAUUGGAUAUUUUCGUUUACAAAUCUAUUGUUUGUAAAAUUCUGAGAAAUUUUAAGUAGAAUUACAUUGCGUAAAGAUUUGCUAGUGAUCUUAUUACACUAGGAGGGGUAAAUUUACUGUUCGAUACGAUGUCACGUUUCUAGAAAAAGAUCUGAGAUCACACUUUUACCUAUAUUAAUAGUUAUUAUUUGAAACUUGUCUUGGGUAAAAUAUUUAGGCUUGAACUUAAAUAUGUGUUUUCCAGCUUCGCAAUUGCAUACGUAAUGUCACAUGUAUUAUAUAAUAAAAGAACUCAUCUAACUCUUUAAAUUCAGAUCUGAGUAUCUCACAAGUGGGACAAGUUUCAAGUAAAGACUAUAUGGAUCUUUAUGGAAAGAAAAGUAGUACACAAAUUGAUAUCAGUUGAUUUAAUAAUACAGAAAGGAAUCGGCAAAUAAUCGGAAAUAUCGAUGCUUUUUUUCUUUUUAAAAUAAAUAUACAACAGGCUUCUAUAUUUCCGCGGGUGGAUAUGUGUAACAAAAUCGAAAAGUGGAAUUCUCAAUUUUAAUCGCGUAGAGGGACUUGUACGCCACUCGUAUUCGGAGACUGAACGGUAUCUUCGACGAUAUUACGAAUGUACAGAUGCGUUUUAUACAUGAAGCUUUUAUCGACGACUUAUGAAAAUAAACUUUAUUGUUAAAUAACA
Odontomachus brunneus is the source of this 3402-nucleotide messenger RNA. RefSeq names its product mitochondrial fission regulator 2-like. NCBI's taxonomy places the organism in Eukaryota, Metazoa, Arthropoda, Insecta, Hymenoptera, Formicidae. Gene Ontology annotation, cellular component: mitochondrion. The transcript is spliced from 5 exons. The record is from RefSeq and is a predicted model, not a curated record. Gene Ontology annotation, biological process: aerobic respiration; mitochondrial fission. The coding region runs from base 465 to 1175 and encodes 236 amino acids.